GGUCCUUAUAAUAAAAACGCGGAAGUAUUUACUUCAGAUGGCAAAAUUAUAUUUUGCAAUGUCUGCUCUAAAUCCGUAGGGACAGGAAAAAAAUAUUUUAUAGACGCCCAUGUUAAAACUGAAAGCCACAUACGCGCAUUGAGUAAAAAUGUGAAAAGCAAACAAACUUUGCUGACCAUACCUGCCUUGACUUCCAGUGAUAAAAAAAAUGAAUUUUACGAGGAUUUAUGUGGUGCACUUUUGGGGUCCAAUAUACCUUUUUACAAAGUAAAUGCGGAACCUUUCAAACAAUUUCUGGAAAAGUACACAAGUCGUCACGUUCCAGAUGAAAGUACUUUAAGGAAAACAUACCUUCCAACAGUAUUCCGGAAGAAAAUGGAAAAUAUUAAAACUUCCGUUGGGAAUAGCUGUGUGUACUUAAUUGUAGACGAAACAACAGAUUCCAGAGGCUAGUAGAAUUUUCACAAUAUCUUUUUUUUCUGAAAUUUCAUUUUAUAGGUUUCUACAUUGCAAAUUUGCUGGUUGGCGUGUUAGACACUGAUGAACCCCAGAAACCAUUUCUCAUUGCUUGUAAACGUCUGCCAACAACUAAUUUUGAAACAAUAUGUCAGUUUAUAAACAAAUCUCUUACUGCUUUCUCGUCUACCAUUAAUGGGCGCGUUUUACUUUUACUUACCGAUGCAGCGCCUUAUAUGGUUAAAGCUGCAAAAACUGAAGGUUUUUUAUCCAAAUUUAUUACAUGUUACAUGUCUAGCACAUGGAAUAAAUAGGGUUGCAGAGGUUGCCAGAGAACUGUGCCCUGGAGUUAACAAAUUGGUUAACAAUGGAAAGAAAGCGUUCCUUAAAGCACCUUCACGUGUGGCAAUAUACAAAGAAAUUAUGCCAGAUUCGCCUCUUCCUCCGGAGCCAAUAAUUACUCGUUGGGGUACUUGGUUGGAAGCAGCGAUAUUUUACGCCAACAACUAUGAAAAAUUUGCUGCAGUUGUUAGGAGGUUAGAGGAUGACGCAGAAUCCGUAAAAAAAUUAAAACUCUUAAUAGAAGAACGAAGCGUACAGAAUGAAUUAAUAUUUAUUAAAACACACUUGUGCUUUCUCCCUGAGUGUUUGAAGCAAUUAGAAAAUCAAGGAAUGUCACUAUAUGACAGCAUAUCUAUCGUGCAAGACGUAAAAUCCAAAAUAAUACGUAUUCCUGGCGAGAAAGGAAAACGGCUGAAAUCUAAAUUAGACAAUGUUUUAGAAAAAAAUGUUGGAUUUAAAACGCUUGAACAGUAUUCAACAAUUUUAACUGGUGAUGGGGAAGGUAAUGAAGACAUUAAAGUGGAGAUGAUUCCAAAAUUUAAAUAUGCACCCAUUACUAGUGUAGAUGUCGAACGUUCAUUUUCCAUAUACAAGCACAUUUUAGAUUCGCGAAGGUGUAAUUUCACCGAAGAAAACUUAGAAAUGUAUAUAGUGUGCAAUUACAACGCGUAAAUCGUUAGCGAUAUAUUUAGUAAU
This is a messenger RNA of Photinus pyralis (common eastern firefly), 1494 nucleotides long. RefSeq lists its product as uncharacterized. The record is from RefSeq and is a predicted model, not a curated record. Bases 652 to 1470 code for a protein of 272 amino acids. NCBI's taxonomy places the organism in Eukaryota, Metazoa, Arthropoda, Insecta, Coleoptera, Lampyridae. The transcript is spliced from 3 exons.